CCCCUCUGUUGUUUCAUCGAACGACUAUUAUCAGAAGAUGUAUAAAACCUCCCGUGCGCCUUAACGCAUCUGAAUAUAUCAUUCGACCAGAAGUUUUACAAAAAGACUAACAUAAAAAGUACAAAAAAAGUUUCUUUGGUUUGGUUUCUGUUCUGUCUGAUUUCUCUCUGGCGAAAACAAAAGGAGGUUUCGGUUUCGGUCUCUGGUCAAAUCACGAACUUCCGGUUGCAUUUCUCAGUGAUAAAUACCGUGAGAUCAUUUCUUCUUUAGGAGAAUAGUCACCGGAAACGAAACCAAAGAUACUUCACCGGCGCCUGGUGGGUUCUUGCUCGUUAUUAGGAGGGUUCGAUUUUAGAAUUGGGAGAUAUCAAUUAUGGGUUCCGAGCAAAACGACAGCUUCUCUCCCUCAGAGCCAAAACUCUGCGUCAAAGGCUGUGGCUUUUUCGGAUCUCCAUCGAACAUGAACCUCUGCUCCAAAUGCUACCGAGACAUCCGAGCCACGGAGGAGCAAGCCGCCUCCGCUAGAGCCGCCGUCGACAAAUCGCUAAACCCUAAUAAACCCCAAAUCCAUCCACAACAGAGCCGGGAAAUCGCUCCCGGUGACGAAUCUGGGUCAUCGAGCAGCGGCGGCGAUUCGUCAGCAGCUUCCUUAGAUCCGCUUAAAUCGACGGGGACGACGAGAUGCUUGAGCUGCAACAAGAAAGUGGGCGUGACGGGCUUCAAAUGCAAGUGUGGGAGCACUUUCUGUGGAGCUCAUAGGUAUCCGGAGAGCCAUGACUGCGAAUUCGACUUCAAAGGAGCGGCGAGAGACGCUAUUGCUAAGGCGAAUCCUGUGGUGAAGGCUGAUAAGGUUGAUAGGAUAUGAAAUUGGUAAAAUCGGUCUUGUCUUUUCUUUCAAUUCUCGUGGUGUUGGUGUUUGGCUCUUUUUUCUGCUCUUGUUAUGGUUUGAUUUGCUUCAAAGUUUCUUAGGGAUAAUUUAGGUUCUGCUAUGUAAUGCUAUGGUUUGGACAGUGGAUUUACUGUUCUGUAAUAAAAAUUGCUGGUCAUGUCUGAAACUUGCUCUCUUAUUU
Molecule: messenger RNA, 1070 nt
Organism: Eutrema salsugineum
Lineage: Eukaryota; Viridiplantae; Streptophyta; Magnoliopsida; Brassicales; Brassicaceae
Product: zinc finger A20 and AN1 domain-containing stress-associated protein 1
Exons: 2
Coding region: 374-865 (163 amino acids)
Biological process (GO): proteasome-mediated ubiquitin-dependent protein catabolic process
Molecular function (GO): zinc ion binding; DNA binding
Source: RefSeq, a predicted model, not a curated record